CUCGUGUUCGUGACCGGGAACACGGGGAAGCUGACGCGCGCGAGGCUCGCGCUGUCGCUGCGGUCGCUGUCGCGCGUCCAGGUCCAGGGCGUGGAUUUGAAAAUCCCGGAGAUCCAAGCCGACUCCGUGAAGGCGGUCGCGAUGGACAAGGCGCGGCGAGCGUUCGAGGAGCUGAAGCGCCCGCUCAUCGUGCACGACUGCGGGCUCGUGUGCGCCGCGCUGAAAGACUUCCCGGGGCCGGCGACGAAGUACGCCAACUACACCAUCGGCACGGAGGGCCUUUUAAAUCUCAUGCGCGAGAAAGAAGACAGACGCGCGGGGUGGGCGGACGUCAUCGUGCACGUGGACGCCAACGGGAAGCUCAAGACGUUC
Micromonas pusilla CCMP1545 is the source of this 372-nucleotide messenger RNA. RefSeq lists its product as uncharacterized. The transcript has a single exon. Gene Ontology annotation, biological process: nucleoside triphosphate catabolic process. The record is from RefSeq and is a predicted model, not a curated record. Gene Ontology annotation, cellular component: cytoplasm. The annotation marks the transcript as partial. NCBI's taxonomy places the organism in Eukaryota, Viridiplantae, Chlorophyta, Mamiellophyceae, Mamiellales, Mamiellaceae. Gene Ontology annotation, molecular function: nucleoside triphosphate diphosphatase activity.